AUGAUAUAUCCAAAUAUUGUAAAUAUGUUGGGUGAAAUGACUGUUGAUGUUAAUGCUAUAUGUUUGGAUAGAACACAAACAUAUAUUUUAAUGAUUGAACAAAGACAGACAGCUUCUUGUAUUGUACUUAAUGCAGCAAUGGCUAGAUGUAAUAUUCCAAAAAUUUAUGAUUGGGGGACUAAAACUGUGUUUUUCCAACCACAAAGUCAAGGAGCUAAUGAUGAAAGGGCUUUUGUUGGAUAUAUUUAUUUUGUUCCCCCAACAUUAGAUCCUAUGCGUUUGGAUGUUGGCAAUAUUUAUGAUUGGUACAAAAAUCCCUUACCAAAUAUUGUUAUGCCCAUUUCUUGGUAUCCCCGCAACUUUACAAAUCCAGAUUUAAACUUUUUUGAUCAAAACAUGCAUAUAAGUGAUGAUGCCGUUUAUGGUGUUCAGUUGGGUUUAUAUGUUAUUGGUUAUAAAGAAUCUAAGGAUGACCAAAUCAAAAAAUUCCGCCCCGAACAUCGAGUUCUUUGUAGAUUAGCAACUUAUUCUAAUAGAAAUACUUAUGAGUAUAGAUGGAAUGCUCAGAAGGAGAGAAUUAAUUUAAAUCAAGUUGAACAAUGGUACAUGAAUGAUUGGGAAAGAAUGAAUGAACUUUUCACUUUUAGAGUUGGAUAUUUAAAAUUAUCUCCUUUAAGGACAAAUGAACAGUCAGCGUUUCAAGCCCCUCAACUUCUUUCUGGGUAA
This is a messenger RNA of Meloidogyne enterolobii, 726 nucleotides long. The record is from the annotation of a GenBank genome assembly. Lineage: Eukaryota; Metazoa; Nematoda; Chromadorea; Rhabditida; Meloidogynidae.